Molecule: messenger RNA, 1735 nt
Organism: Sphaerodactylus townsendi
Lineage: Eukaryota; Metazoa; Chordata; Lepidosauria; Squamata; Sphaerodactylidae
Gene: MXD3
Product: MAX dimerization protein 3
Exons: 6
Coding region: 297-905 (202 amino acids)
Biological process (GO): regulation of transcription by RNA polymerase II
Molecular function (GO): RNA polymerase II cis-regulatory region sequence-specific DNA binding; protein dimerization activity; DNA-binding transcription factor activity, RNA polymerase II-specific
Source: RefSeq, a predicted model, not a curated record
UCCCGCCCAUGGAAGGUUGAGAUUCAAAACAGUGCGGCGAACUACAGAGCAGUAGGAGCGACGUGUAAACUGGGGCCAAAGUUCGCGGGUGUCAAAAGACCGCCCCCGGAUGAAGGCUUAUGUGAAAACUACGAGGCGACCAGCUCUGCCGCGGCCGCUGCCGGGCCGGUUCGAAAGGGCGGGGCGUGAAUCCCCGAGCGUUCGAAUGGGCGGGCUCGUCCCCGGGUUGGCUGCUACGGGCGGUGGCUGGGUCGUGCUGUAGCGAACCCCGUGCUCGGUCCCGGUCCCUGGUUGUCAUGGAGCUCAUCGCUGGCAACAUUCAGGUGCUGCUGAAGGCGGCUGAAUUCUUGGACCGUAGGGAGAGAGAAACAGAACAUGGCUAUGCCUCUCCUGCUCCUUAUUGUGGAGAAUGCCCAAAACAGUCCCAAAAGAGGGUGAAGCCUCGAAAGGCCUUGAAAAAUGUCAGGUCUAUGCACAAUGAACUGGAGAAGCACAGGAGGGCCCAGUUGAGGCAGUGUUUGGAGCAGCUGAAACAGCAAGUCCCCCUGAACUCAGAGCAUUCUCGGUCUACAACCCUCAGUCUCUUGCACCAAGCCAGAUUGCACAUUAAGAAGUUGGAAGAGCAGGAGCGGAAGGCUCAGCAACUGAAGGAGAGGCUACAGUGUGAGCAGAAGAUCUUGCAUCAGAGGUUGCAGGUGCUGAUUGGCCAUUCUGGUACAGAAAGGCUGCGCGUUGACAGCCUGGACUCCUCUCAGCUCUCCUCUGAACGCUCUGACUCGGACCAAGAAGAUGCAGAAGUGGAUGUUGAGGCCCUGGAAUUUGGUAUCAUUGAAGAUGCUGUGGUAGCCUCUUUCAACACUGGGCAAGAGCACAGCUACUCUAGUACCAGCAACUUCUGGUUAUGAUGAACAAAACUCCACUUCAGUGGGUAGCUCUGCAGCAAGACAGAUGAUUCCAACCUCUCAGUGCUUCAGACUGCUAUGAAUAGAACCUGUCUACAGAGAGGAUUGUCAGCAAAAGAGGAAGAGGGCUGUUUCUGUCCUUGGACAAAAGACACUAAUGCUGUAUCUCAACAUUGCCCUUGCCAGAGUCAGCCACUGUUGCUCCUAGAGGCUAUGUUAUGAAGGCAACAGCCCUUUCCUCCUACUAAAAGAGAGAGAGAGAAUGAAAUGAGGACAUGGUUAUAAAGCCCUAUAUGUAGUAAUUUUGGCACAAUAUAUGUAAUCCAAAUAACGGAGUCAGCUGCAGGUGGAUGAUGGGGUGAGAAGAUGCCUGCAACUGGUGAAACCUGGCUCGAGAUGGCCACUACAGAUGAAGGUACUCUGAUUCUCUACAGUACAGCUGCCUCCCCUUUGUACCCCCUGCUCACAUGUACUCAGUAGCAUUUUAGUAAAUAUUUCUUUAAUAAUAUGCACCCGAGCCACUGGAAGAAAACCUAACAGUUCAAAAGCACCCAAGUAAGCUCUUGGAGCAGGCAGCCUGCUUUUCUAACAAGCAGGCACCACCCUGCUGAACUGGUCUGUGCUACAGAUAUACACGUUGGACGCCCCAAGGAGGUCAAUGUAAACAGGAAGACUUAUCCAGUUAAUCACAGUUUUGAAGAUCAGUUCCUACCAGCAGAAUAGUUCUUGGCAGUGGACUGAAUUGUAAGUCUAUUCUUUUAAUGAUAAUUACACCUUGAGAAAGAAGAUGAUUGUCAGAUUUGUACAGUAUCAAUUAAAAAACAUAAAAUCUA